This is a messenger RNA of Dipodomys spectabilis (banner-tailed kangaroo rat), 1023 nucleotides long. It is a transcript of the gene Mrpl28, whose product is annotated as mitochondrial ribosomal protein L28. NCBI's taxonomy places the organism in Eukaryota, Metazoa, Chordata, Mammalia, Rodentia, Heteromyidae. The transcript is spliced from 5 exons. The coding region runs from base 48 to 818 and encodes 256 amino acids. The record is from RefSeq and is a predicted model, not a curated record. Gene Ontology annotation, cellular component: mitochondrial large ribosomal subunit. Gene Ontology annotation, molecular function: structural constituent of ribosome.
CCCCCUGGUGCGCCCCGCCGGCCCCGUGCGCCCCGCCGGCCCCAGCGAUGCCCCUGCACAGGUUCCCGCGCCACCUGUGGCCGCGCCUGCGGCUGCGGGACGGCAUCUGCUCCCGCCUGCCCGCACACUUCCUGCGCUCGCUGGAGGACGAGCGGCCGCCCGCGCCCGUCCACUACCGACCCCACGGGGCCCGGUUCAAGAUCCACCCCCGGAGCGGGCAGCGGGAGCGCGUGCAGGACGUGCCGGUCCCCCUGCACCGGCCGCCCGAGGCGCAGCGCGGGCUGUGGGGCGGCGAGGGCUGGAUCCUGGGCUACAGAUACGCCAACGACGACAAGCUCUCAGCAAGAGUGAAGAAGGUGUGGAAGCCCCAGCUGUUCCAGCGGGAGCUGUACAGUGAGAUCUUGGAUAAGAAGUUCACUGUGACUGUCACCAUGCGGACUUUGGAUCUCAUCGACAAGGCCUAUGGGUUCGACUUCUAUAUCCUCAAGACCCCAAAGGAGGACCUGUGCUCCAAGUUUGGGAUGGAUCUGAAGCGAGGUAUGCUAUUGAGGCUUGCCCGCCAGGACCCUCAGCUGCACCCGGAUGACCCCGAACGGAGGGCAGCCAUCUACAACAAGUACAAGGACUUUGCCAUUCCAGAGGCGGAGGCCGAGUGGGUUGGCCUGACCAUGGAGGAGGCUGUGGAGAAGCAGAGGCUCCUGGAAGAGAAGGACCCCGUCCCCCUAUUCAAGAUCUAUGUGGAGGAGCUGGUGGAGCAGCUUCAGCAGCAGGUCCUGUCAGAGCCCGCAGUGGUGCAGAAGAUAGCCAGUGGGAAGUGACCACAGGGCUCAGCUUCCUCUCGGCCACAUCCUGGAGUGGCCGCGCGGGUUCCUGUGUACUGGCCACACGGGGUAGUCUUUUCAGAGGCCCUAGGGGGCAUUGGAGACCUGGAACUAAGCAGUGGCCGUCUAGGUGGGUAGAUGGUGGCUGGCAGCAUUUAUUGUGCCUGUGGGUCUGGAAGUGAGUAAACGGAAUCCAGCUGCC